Molecule: messenger RNA, 3047 nt
Organism: Eremomyces bilateralis CBS 781.70
Lineage: Eukaryota; Fungi; Ascomycota; Dothideomycetes; Eremomycetales; Eremomycetaceae
Exons: 6
Coding region: 456-2792 (778 amino acids)
Biological process (GO): copper ion import; iron ion transport; intracellular iron ion homeostasis
Cellular component (GO): plasma membrane
Molecular function (GO): ferric-chelate reductase activity
Source: RefSeq, a predicted model, not a curated record
UAGGAAGCAUGAUGGUGUCAAAUGCCAUGGCUCCGCUGCGGAGUCUCCAUCUGUUUUCGCGUAUUAUAACCAAUAUCCAGGUCCGUCGCUCGAUGGAUCGCUCCGUCAUCCCUGUUUCUCUGAUCUCUCUUGUUCUUGAGCUCUCGCUAUUUCGCAGUUGUAUACCAAUCUCUGUCAUCCCGCGGCCUUUGGUAAAAUUACCCUUUACUUUUCCUACGGUACCGCUCCCUACAUCGAUCGCCGAGACCAUCGUAAUGUGAAGGGGAAUCAAGUCACGCCCCGAUUACAUCACGAGACACUGCUGCACGGACCAGUGGGGUAGGGCGGUAGGGCCAAGACCCUCUCCGUCACGGACCCCCACGACUGAUUUUUAUCUCAUCUUAUCUGAUCGGUCUUUGUCUGAUGUACAUCGCUCCCUUCGCCCCUCUCCCCUUCGUUCGACCUCUUCGCCCAGGAUGAAACUGCGUACAUGGAUAACAAUUGUUGUACUUCAAUUCGCAGUUUAUACCCACAGUCUCCCGACCUGUAUUAAUGCCGUGCAGGCGGCCAUCAACACUCUUGCCUUCAUCGAAUCGCAGCCGUUAAGUGACUAUGACGCCCGGUGUCGGGGUCGCCUACGUCUCAUCUCCUUCUAUGCGUCGACGACGGUAUAUUGCGAGCCAGACGAGCUCAAGGAAGGAUUGGAGGGUGUCGCCACUGAAUGCAGCGCACAAAAUACAACCUUGGUUCCCAUCUCGGAAUUCGAGGCUAAUCUGACCGAGGAUGCCAUAAGUCAUUUGAGAAUAGUGGAACGCUUCGAACUGGACGGAGGUGACAACCUCACGGUACCGGUGCUGUUGUCAGAAGAGUUCUUCAAUUUGGCCUACAAGACCAUUGUAACCUGGGAGUAUGAAAUCGCGCUUCGCAGAGAAUAUGCUUUCACAUCCUAUGCAUUCUGGGGUAUAAUCAUCGUCAUCGGGACACUCUGUAAUUACUUGAUGAAGUGCUGGGAACGUCGUAGUUACAACGGCGAUACCCAUGUCGAUGCCGAUGAUCAAGCUUCAAUGUCUUCCCACCUUGCUAUGGUGUUCAGAAGAAUAUAUCACAUUACUAAGAUGUACUUCUCCCUUCCUGCUGGGUGGAAGACCUAUCAUCUUCGGCUCUACUACGGCUGUACCGUCCCCACACGGAUGGAAACUAUCAUCGUUAUCAUCUUUUGGGCCAUGAGCAUUACUCUUUCUGUUAUCAAGUAUCCCGUCUUCUAUGGAAACGUUUAUUGGCUAUUACCGGACCGCCAGCUUGCUCGGUAUUUCGCUGACCGCACCGGAGAACUGUCUUAUGCUCAUCUUCCAGUCCUUUGGCUCUUUUCUGGACGCAACAAUGUAUUGCAAUGGGCAACAGGAUGGAGUUUUGGCACAUUCAACAUAUACCAUAGACAUGUAGCUAGGGUGGCAACGCUGCAAGCUGUUGCUCACUCGAUCGCGUACCAUCAUCUCAUCAUGAAGAACAAUGGGAUGGCUCUAUAUAGAGAAUGGAUUCAAAUGCCUUGGUUUUAUCUUGGUAUUUUUGCCACGAUACUAAUGUCGAUUUUACCGAUGCUCUCGUCCAUCUACCUCCGCAUCUACCAUUACGAAUUUUUUCUCCUGGUCCACAUCACCUUUUCCCUCAUUAUAAUCCUAACGCUCUUCGUUCAUACAUCGAUCUUCCAUGGUGUUUACGACAUAUACCUGUGGCCAGUCGUGGUUGUCUGGGUCAUAGAUCGCUCUCUCCGACUUGUUCGGCUUGUCUACUGCAACAUUCGCAUUUCGCUGAAAGACCCUAACCACCCUAUUUUGAUGACCAAAUCAACCGUGACAUAUUCCUCUGUCUCGAAUGUUCUUCGUAUUACUGUCACUCCAGGGGUAUUCAGUCUCCGACCAAAACCGGGGACGCAUUACUACAUAUAUGCAGCUUCGAAUUGGUUUGGAUGGGAUCUAUGGGAGAGUCACCCCUUUACUCUGGCCUCCUUGGAUUAUACCGGCACAUCAAAUUCGGGAGCUUCUAGACCCCUGCGUCCCCGAGCAAUGGACGAGGAACUUUAUACCCAGCCCUGCUAUAACUCUAUCGACUCCGACACUCCGAUGGUUUCCAACGAGAAAGAAUCCCCGGCCCUGGUGUUCUACAUCCGCCCUUUUGACGGCUUCACAAAAAGACUACGGGACAUGUGCCUUCGCACACCAAAUCGUCAAGCUACAGUUCGCCUCCUCCUCGAAGGGCCGUAUGGCCAUUCGGCGCCUCUAGAGAAUUUCGAGACUCUGGUUCUCAUUGCCGGUGGUACGGGAAUCGCAGGGACUCUUCCGUACAUCCGCGAGUACGUGAAUCACCAAUGGGGACGUCGCCGCUGGCGGACAGAAAACAUCCACUUCAUCUGGACGACGCAGCAGGCGGCAUUCAUCAACGAGGUUGCUUCAAAGGAGCUGCGUCCCGCAUUUGGUCGGGACGAUCUCCACAUGUUAUUCUACGCGACUAGCACUGCUACAAGCAGAGCUCCUCCGGGGUUGUCGGACACAGCAGAUUAUUCAGAUAAUUUGGAUACAUUGUUAACUAGUGAGACACCUGGGGAGCUGGGGAUACAAUACCACCGUCCAGACGUCCCAGCGCUGAUCAGAGCUGCUGUGGCUAAGCACCGUUCUUCUGGAAAAGGCUCUGGACGCGUUGGGAUUCUGGUUUGUGGCCCGGCUGGAAUGGCGGAUAGUGCAAGAGCUACGGUGGUACAGAUUUUGAGAGAAGGAUUUGAACGGGUAGAGUACUUCGAAGAGGCUUACGGGUGGUGAAGUAUGAAUAGGGCGCAAUAGACUUUAAAGACUAGAAUUCCUGCUUCUAGCAUGUGCUAUAUGAUGGGGAACUUUCUAGUACAGAUUGAGUGUUGCGUUUCAUAAGCGAAGGGUGCAUGCAAAUGAACAAUGCACUUUUUUUUUACUGACAAAGAUGAGACUGAUUCUUAGUAUACAAUCCUAUAGUUAACUAUCUGAACAGCCGCAAAAAAAAAAGGUAUGAGACCUUGAGCAUAGGCUUGCAUAUGAAUUCGC